AUUGAUUUUAUUUUCAGGACACCUCUUAUAUAACGUGUUGUUUUGUGAAAAAUAAGAAAGAAAAAUGUGCGGCAUUUUCGCGUAUAUCAAUUAUUUGACCCCGCGCACCCGACGGGAAGUGUUGGAUUUUCUCAUCAAAGGUCUGCAAAGACUCGAAUAUCGAGGCUAUGAUUCCGCUGGUGUCGCCAUCGACGGUGAUGAAUGUCCCAGCGUGCUGAAGCAGACGGGCAAGGUGAAGGCCCUGGAGGACCUCAUCACCGACCAGGCCGCCACCCUAGGCAUGGACACGCUGCACGAUGUGCACGUGGGCAUCGCCCACACCCGCUGGGCCACACACGGAGCACCCUCGCCCACCAACGCCCACCCGCAACGCUCGGACGUCGGCAACGGGUUCCUCGUCGUCCACAACGGCAUCCUCACCAACUACAAGGACGUCAAGAAGUACCUCAUCACCAAGGGCUACUCCUUCGAGUCGGAAACCGACACGGAAGUCAUCGGCAAGCUCUGUCAUCACCUGCAUCGCAAACACCCCGACUACUCGUUUCGCGAACUCGUGGAGCAGGCCAUUUUGCAGCUCGAAGGCGCCUUCGCGGUCUGCAUCAAAAGCAAGUACUUUCCGGGCGAAUGCGUGGCGACGCGACGUGGCAGUCCGCUGCUCGUGGGCAUCAAGUCCAAGGACUCGAGGUACGCCACGGCGGACUUUAUCCCGAUCGUGUACUCGAAAGACAGUCGGCCGAGGUCUGCGUCGGGCUCUGUGCUCGUCAAGCGCAACGAGUCCACGUCGGAGCUGCUGCUGCCGGAGACCGGGACUGCGGAGAUUGAGUACUUUUUCGCGUCGGACGCGAGUGCCAUCGUGGACCACACCAAGAGGGUUAUUUACCUCGAGGACGACGACGUGGCCUUUGUGCGGGAUGGCUGUCUCAGCAUUCACAGGCUGAGCAGGAACGCUGAUGGGGGACCCGUGGACUUGGGCCCGACGUCCCGAGAAAUCACAACCCUCAAGCUGGAAAUACAAGAAAUCAUGAAGGGAAAGUUCUCGUCUUUCAUGCAAAAGGAGAUCUUUGAGCAACCCGAGUCCAUUUUCAACACCAUGCGAGGAAGGGUGAAUUUCGAAAAGGGCACCGUGACCCUGGGUGGGGUCAAGGAUUACAUCCCCGAGAUCAAGCGCUGCCGGAGGCUGUUGCUGAUUGCUUGUGGUACCUCGUACCACUCAGCCAUUGCCACCAGACAGUUGCUGGAAGAGCUGACGGAGCUGCCUGUCAUGGUGGACCUGGCCUCGGACUUCCUGGACCGCAACACGCCCAUCUUCCGCGACGACGUCUGCUUCUUCAUCUCCCAGUCCGGCGAAACGGCGGACACUCUGAUCGCAUUGCGUUACUGCAAGGCCCGCGGGGCCCUGGUCAUCGGCAUCACCAAUACCGUGGGUUCCAGCAUUUGCAGGGAGUCCAUUUGCGGAGUGCACAUCAACGCCGGGCCGGAGAUCGGAGUGGCGUCCACCAAGGCCUACACGUCUCAAUUCGUGUCCCUGGUCAUGUUCGCCUUGGUCAUCUCCGAGGACCGCAUUUCGUCGAACCCGAGGCGCAUGGAGAUCAUCAGGGCGUUGCGAGACUUGCCGCAGCAGGUGCAGCAAGUGCUGGACCUGGAUGACCAGGUGCAGGAAUUGGCCAAGGAGUUGCGCUUGCAGAAGAGCAUGCUCAUCAUGGGCCGCGGAUACAACUUUGCCACGUGCCUCGAGGGUGCACUCAAGGUGAAGGAAAUCACGUACAUGCACAGCGAAGGCGUGUUGGCCGGCGAGCUGAAGCACGGUCCCCUGGCCCUGGUGGACCACGACAUGCCGAUCGUGAUGGUUGUCAUGCGUGACCCGGUGUACGCGAAAUGCGUGAAUGCCCUGCAGCAAGUGACUGCUCGCGAAGGUCGUCCGAUCAUCAUCUGCGAAAAGGGAGACGAGGAGACCAAGAUGUUUGCCAAGGCCGCGUUCGAGAUCCCGUCGACCGUCGACUGUUUGCAGGGCAUCUUGUCCAUCAUUCCGCUCCAAUUGCUCAGCUAUCACAUCGCCAUCUUGCGCGGAUGCAACGUCGACUGCCCGCGCAAUCUCGCCAAGUCCGUCACGGUCGAGUGAGGAGAAUAAUCGAGGACAAUAAUCACGCGUCUUGAGAAGGCCGAAUAUUCAUGAUGACAGUCACUAAUAUACGGAAUAUAUGAUAUACGAGGGUUGGUUCAUAUAAGUUCUGAGACUUUUUGAAGUACUGUACACAUCCAACGUAGUUUCAAUAACAAUUUUGAAGAAAUUCACUCGCAUAGCCCCGUCGUUUG
Messenger RNA from Notodromas monacha, 2313 nucleotides. The record is from the annotation of a GenBank genome assembly. NCBI's taxonomy places the organism in Eukaryota, Metazoa, Arthropoda, Ostracoda, Podocopida, Cyprididae.